CUCUGUCAGCCCCAGUCAGCCAGGGUUCUGGUUUGGGAAAAUGACCCAGCGAAUGACUUCAUGUUAGAUGCUCUAUAUAAGUCGAGGAAAAAAACCAGACAUUCACAGAGUGCACGGGCUGGAUUUAAUCAGAGCCGGGAAACGGCCUCGGAGGGGAUUACGGCCGAGUGAGCCCCGCAGUUAUGUCACAGCCAGCCCCAGUGAAAAAGAAGCGUCCUCCAGUGAAGGAAGAAGACCUCAAAGGAGCCAGAGGAAACCUUUCCAAAAACCAGGCAAUUAAAUCCAAAACCUACCAAGUGAUGAAGGAGUGUGAACAAAUGGGUUGUGCAGCACCCUCUGUGUUCAGCCGGGAUCGGACAGGGGGUGAAACAGUCUUUGAGAAGCCGAAAGGAGAGCCGGCCAAGAGCGUCUUUGGCUGAUGGUGGAGCUGGACGUGUCUCACCCACAUGAUUCUUGUAACAUUUGCCCAGAUUUCUUCCCUUUACACUGAAGUCACUGUAGACCUAAGCAGCUAAUUUCUACUGUAAGUUGUUAAUAGGUAAUAGAUGCUUGUCAAAGGGUACAGCUUCCAUGUUAAUUUUUAUGUGCUUUCUUUCUACGUGUUGAACAGUGUUUGCUUAUAAUGGUUUAAUAACAAAAGGCUGUUGGACACAGCUUGGCACAGGGUGGUGACUGAUUUCAAUGUAGGCUUCAAUUAUUUCUAUGGAUGCUUUGGUGUAUAAGCUAUAAUCAAGUCUGCCAAAUGCAAAGAAUAAACAUCCAGAUGACACA
Messenger RNA from Colius striatus (speckled mousebird), 771 nucleotides. It is a transcript of the gene MUSTN1, whose product is annotated as musculoskeletal, embryonic nuclear protein 1. The transcript has 3 exons. Bases 183 to 419 code for a protein of 78 amino acids. The record is from RefSeq and is a predicted model, not a curated record. Lineage: Eukaryota; Metazoa; Chordata; Aves; Coliiformes; Coliidae. Gene Ontology annotation, cellular component: nucleus. Gene Ontology annotation, biological process: chondrocyte differentiation; chondrocyte proliferation; tissue regeneration.